Gossypium arboreum is the source of this 4902-nucleotide messenger RNA. RefSeq names its product protein MEI2-like 1. Gene Ontology annotation, molecular function: RNA binding. Lineage: Eukaryota; Viridiplantae; Streptophyta; Magnoliopsida; Malvales; Malvaceae. The transcript has 14 exons. The record is from RefSeq and is a predicted model, not a curated record. Bases 1463 to 4375 code for a protein of 970 amino acids.
CCAGCGCGCCUAUUUAUUUUUUAUGUUCUUUUUCCCUUCAAAGGCAACUAACAAAGCAAAACACUUUUUUUUUUCCGUUUAAUUAAUUAAUUAUAUAUAUUUCUCUCUAAAAUCCAAAAAUCUAAAAUUGAUUCUCUCUCUGUUUUCUCUUUUUAAAGGGAAAACUCAGCGACCGGCGAGAAUCCAAAUCUCGCCGGAAUUUCGCUUUUUCUGAUCGUCAGAAUUUUGUAUUUCUUCCUUUUUCUUUAAAGCUGCCGAGAGAAUUGAAUUUCAUUUUUUUUUUCAAAUUGAUGUUAAAUGGUUAUGUAAUUAUGGUUUUGUAGAAGAAAACAAAAAACCAACAAAAAAAAAAAGGGGAAAAGUAUUCUCUCUCUCUUGUGGUGAGUAAUGGCUUGCAAUGCAGGGAAAAAGAUGAUGAGAUCCCUUGCUUUGUCUUCUUCCUCUAUGCCUUGAUUUUUUUUACCCUUUUAUCUCUCUCGGAAUUGCUCUUUUUUUUUCAAAAAAAAUAUUUGAAUGAGUGUUGCUUUCGACCUGGGUAUCAAUUCAUGCAACGGCUUGCAGAAAUUUGAACAAAUUUUGUUUUGGCUUCAAAAGGUAAGGUUUGGUUUCUGUUUUAUUGAGGUCAAACUUUGACAAAUUUGGGUUUUUAAAGGUUAAUUUCAGACUUUAGGCAUUUUUCAUGACUAAAUUCCUCGAUCUGAUCAAAUUUAAGAAAUGCAAGAUUGGGUUUAAAGUUUAAACUGGUGCUGUAGGUAACAAAUUUCUUUUCAGGGUUGAAGUUGCAUAAAUCAUUUGUUUUGUUUUAGCUGCCUACAAAAAGGUCGUGGGAAAAAGGGAAAAGAAAAGGAAACUAGAAUAUAAAUAUUGGGAAUUUAAUGAUUUUUUAUAAAAAAUUUGUAAUUUUUAUUUUGGUUCGCAAAUGGAAAAUUCACCUUAAUCAGCAUCAUGUAUGUUUCUUUUAUCACUUUUAAAUUAAGUUCCCCAUAAUCAACAUGUACCUUUUCUUGGAAACCCAACGGGGGUAAUUUCAUUUGGUCGUUGGUAGGUAAGUGGCUGUCCUUCUAAUGUUACAUGUUUCAAUUUAUUUUUGAAUUACCACAAAGUAAAAAAAAAAAAAAAAAAUGGCCUCCUGUUCUUCCUUUAAAAAUGCUUUUAAGUUGCCAAAUUUUUAAGAAAGUAGGUAGCUUUUGUGUCUAUCUUCUGUUCUUUCUAUGAUUUUUGAUAUAUUGAAACGAAAGAGUUUAGAAUUUAAAUUAGUAAAUUCAUGUUUCUUUCAAAAUUUGAACUUCUUGUAAUGUUAUAUUAUCUUUAUUUUAUGAAAACUUACAAGUUUAUUGAUUAGGAAUUACUGGUUGUUGAAUGCUUUUUGAUAUAAGGCCAUCAAGUCAGGCGGAGUUGCAACUGACAAAUGUUGGGCUUUUAGCUUUCAGUUUUUCAGAUUGUCUGGUGUUAAAACCGAAAAAUGCCAUUCGAGGUCAUGGAUCAAAGUAAUGCAUCGGCAUCAGCAUCGGCAUCGGCAUCGGCAUCAUCCCGCUUUUUAGAAGACAUUCUUUUCCCAGUUGAGAGACAAGUUGGAUUUUGGAAGCCGAAUACAAUGUCUGAUAAUCAAGACAAGAUUGUUGGUUCAUCUCCGAUGGAACAACUGUCUACUGACUAUAUGGAACAACCCCCAUCAAAUUUGGCCAGAGAUCAAGAAGAAAAGUUAAGCAUUGGUUGGAAGGGAAUUACCAAUUUGUCUGAGCAUUCAUGGAAUUCUGUGAAUCACCAUCCUAAAUCAAUGUCAAAUCUGUAUACAAAACCAGCAGAGAACUUGAAUAGAAACAGGACCUAUGGCAAUGUGAUCCAGCAUGAAAGUAGCCUGUUUUCAAGUUCAUUCUCUGAAGUAUUUAAUAGAAAGUUGAGAUUAUUAGGGAAUGAUCUAUCUUGUCAACAUGCCAGUUCAGCUGCUCCACACGUUGAGGAAGAACCUUUCAAAUCUAUGGAAGAAGUUGAGGCACAGACUAUCGGAAAUCUCCUUCCUGAUGAAGAUGAUCUAUUCUCUGGGGUGAUUGAUGACUUGGGACUUAAUACUCUUGACAGUAAAGGAGAUGAAUUAGAAGACUUUGACCUAUUCAGCAGUGGUGGAGGAAUGGAACUAGAAGGGGAUGAUCGUGUAUCCAUGGUUCCGAGGAAUUCUGAUCUUCUUAGAGUAUUCAACAUUCAAGGGGGUUCAAAUGGCUUAAUUGUUGGUGAACAUCCAUAUGGUGAGCAUCCUUCUAGGACACUUUUUGUUAGGAACAUUAAUAGCAAUGUCGAAGACUCAGAGUUAAAGACUCUCUUUGAGCAAUAUGGAGAUAUUCGAACUCUCUAUACUGCCUGCAAGCAUCGUGGGUUUGUUAUGAUUUCUUAUUAUGAUCUAAGAGCAGCCCAAAAUGCAAUGAGGGCUCUGCAGAAUAAAUCAUUGAGGCGUAGGAAACUUGAUAUACAUUAUUCAAUUCCAAAGGAAAACCAAUCUGAAAAAGAUGUGAACCAUGGGACGCUGGUGGUUUUCAACCUUGAUUCUUCUGUUUCAUCCGAUAAACUUCAACAAAUAUUUGGUGCUUUUGGAGAAAUUAAAGAAAUCCAUGAAACUCUGCAGAAGCAUAAUCCCAAAUUCAUUGAGUUUUAUGAUGUUAGAGCUGCAGAAGCUGCUUUUCAAGCACUGAAUAGCAGUGACAUUGCUGGGAAGCAGAUCAAAAUUGAACCAAGCCAUCUAUGGGGCAUUGGACGCUUUACACAACAGCCUGAGUCAGAGCAAGAUGAACCUAACCUAUGCAAAAGCCCUUUUGAUGAGUUAUCAUCGGGAAACUGUGUUUCUCCAGGAUUGACUGCAUCUGGCUGCAUGGAUAAUGGGUCUACCCAGGUUGUUGCACCUGUGAGUACAUUUGCUGAAACUCAUCGAAGUUCUACUGUGCCAAUUAACUUAGCCUCUCCAGCAAGAGUGUCACCGAUAGGAAAACCCUUAAGCUUUCGGGAGCCCGACCACGCUCUAGAUGAAAUGAAGUUUGCUAACCAAGGUGUACCAAGUUUCCAUCCCCAUUCUUUACCUGAGUAUCAUGAUAGCUUAGCCAAUGGUAUUCCAUUCAAUUCCUCUAGUACCAUAAUAGACAUGGCUAGCAGCAGCAGUCCCAUGAUGGCUGAAGGACUUGAUAAUAGGCAUAUUCGAGGAGCAAGGUCAAAUGGGCACCUAAUGCAACCUAAUGCAGGGGUGUUUGGGUCAUCUGGAAAUGGAAGCUUGUCAUGUAAUGGAAACCAUUACAUGUGGAACAACUCCAACUCGCCCCAGCAAAAUCUGCCAACUGCCAUGGUUUGGCCAAAUUCACCAUCGUUUGUUAAUGGCAUUCAUGCUAAUCGCCUUCCACAUAUCCCAGCAUUUCCUAGGGCUCCUUCUGUAAUGUUGAAUGUAGGAUCACCUGUACACCACCACAUUGGCUCAGCACCACCAGUUAAUUCUGCAUUCUGGGACAAGCGGCAUCCUUAUAUCGGGGAGUCUCCUGAAACUUCAGGUUUUCCCCUUGGAUCUCUUGGAAGCGUGGGCUUUCCUAGUAGCUCGCUAUCACAUCCGGUGGAAUAUGCUUCCCACAACAUUUUUUCUCAUGUUGGUGGAAAUUGCAUGGAUUUGACAAAAACUGGUGGGGUACACUCUCCUCAGCAAAUGUGCCACCUUUUCCCUCGCAGGAACCCUAUGAUGCCCGCAUCUCUUGAUUCUCCUAAUGAUCGUGUCAGAAACUUUUCAUACCGCAGAAAUGAAUCAAAUACUAGUAAUGCUGAUAAAAAACAAUAUGAACUUGAUAUUGACCGAAUCAUACGCGGGGAAGACAGCAGAACAACGCUUAUGAUUAAAAAUAUACCCAACAAGUAUACCUCAAAGAUGCUUCUGGCAGCCAUUGAUGAGCACUGUCGAGGAACUUAUGAUUUUAUUUAUUUGCCAAUUGACUUCAAGAAUAAAUGCAAUGUAGGCUAUGCUUUCAUCAACAUGAUUGACCCGCAACAUAUCGUUCCCUUCUAUAAGGCAUUCAAUGGCAAGAAAUGGGAGAAGUUCAACAGUGAAAAGGUUGCGUCUAUUGCAUUUGCUAGGAUCCAGGGAAAGGCUGCUCUUAUUACUCAUUUCCAGAAUUCGAGCUUGAUGAAUGAAGAUAAACGAUGUCGCCCUAUUCUUUUUCACACUAAUGGCCCAAAUGCGGGUGAUCAGGAGCCAUUUCCUAUGGGUACCAAUAUUCGACCAAGACCAAGGAGACCUCGAACAACUAGCAAUGACGAGAGCCACUGCCAAGGUAGUUCUUCAACUUUAGCUAACACAGAGGAAUUUCCCAAUGGGGUCGACUCAUUGUUGGUUUCUUCCAAAGAUUCUGAUUGAGCACUCCACUUAUCCAUCUCUAACUGCAGAGUACUAAAACUUUUGUAGACAAUACUCUGUAUUUGAUGGUGGACUGAUGACUCUUUUUUGGCUAUAGAGAAUCAGUUUCAGAAAGCAAGAUGCAUAACCAAAACUAAACUUGAAAAUUUUUGUUUUUUUAUCAAAGCCCAUAGGCCAUUAUGAGUAUAAAGACUCGCGUAAUGGGGGCUUCAAAUUUUGGAUAGUCUUAUGACCGAAGGGUAUCAUGUUGUAUAGAAGUACCUGGGCUUAUGCACCAACUUUAGGGAAUCCUUUGUUGUUUCAUUUUUGUACCUGAAUUAUGUGAAUCUCAUUUUUUUAACCCCGGGGAUUCUCAAAUCCGUAUAAUCCCUGCUUUUGGUCUAUUUGGGGUGUAAUUGCUUACAGAGAAAGAGAGAGAGAGAGAGAUACAGAGAGCAAGAAACAGUAUAUCUAAGUUUUCUAGUUGUGGAAUUUUGAAGCUAUUUGUUUACCUUUAAUGGAAAUAUAUUCUUGUUCUUUUUUUGGUC